Molecule: messenger RNA, 6923 nt
Organism: Vidua chalybeata
Lineage: Eukaryota; Metazoa; Chordata; Aves; Passeriformes; Viduidae
Gene: U2SURP
Product: U2 snRNP associated SURP domain containing
Exons: 28
Coding region: 3551-6544 (997 amino acids)
Biological process (GO): RNA processing
Cellular component (GO): nucleus
Molecular function (GO): RNA binding
Source: RefSeq, a predicted model, not a curated record
UGAGCUAAUUCUCUCUGACAAGAAGCCGUAGGAGAACUUUUGAAAUUAAGCCUUCAUUUUGAUACUUGCACUAAUGCCUGCAAACUACACUGCAAAUGACUGACCCUUCUCAGGCAGACAGCGCAAGUCAGAUGUUGCCCCUGUGACUGAUUUGCGUAAUGCGCCUCAUUGCUUGAGGAAUCCCAGGGGGAGAAAGAACCCAGGUUCCCUGAUAAGACGUGUCCCAGGAGAGAGCAGUGGGGUCCUGGAAGGGAAAGCAGCUGCUGAAUGGCAGGAGUAGAGCAGGAGUCACAGCUUAGGGAAGGUAAAGCACCAGCACUGGAAGACAGGAGAUGGCUCCUGAUGGGGGACAGAGAGCAGACAGAGCAGUGGCAGCAAGUCCAGACUUGCUGAGAGGCAGAUUGCCCUCUCCCAGACAGCCCCUCUAGCUCUUUUUCGUUCUGCCGGUGGUCCCUGCUAAAGCAUCUCAAGUGAGCCCAGGCUCUCUGUGCCCCGGCUGAGCGCUGCCCGCCUGUGCUCUCGGCUCGGCGCUGCGCAGGCAGCGCUCCCUAGCAACCCGCGAGUGCACGGGGGAGCUGCAGCUGCCUGUUUUGGGAAUCCUCGCUGGCGGUUUUCAGUCUCUGGGCUGGGAGGAGGUGGAGGGCGGAAUAAGGGAAGAAGCUGGAAGACUGCUGCUGGAAGACUGCUGCCUGAGCACUGGGGAACACACACACAGCCGGUGGCCACUCUGUGAAACUACAGAGUAACAAACCUGUACACCCAGCAGCUACGCUCCUGUCCUACUCACAAUCUGCCUGCCUCACGUCCUCGAACGUGCUUCCUUUGCCACAGGGUAGGGAACUUCCACAGCACCCCAUAUCCUUCCUCUCCCAUUCCCUCACACACACAUUUGCUGAAGAAUUGCAGCAGUUCUGUGCCCUGGUAUGGAGUGAGAGCAGUGGAGAGCUUUCAUCUGAAAGCUGGGAAAAAAACAGCCAGAAAGACAAGUGUAACACACUGCAGCAUGUGGUUUACUUAAUGUUGUUUAGUGUUAAUUAUUUAUGAUAAUUCAUGAUUUUCCCCAGUAUAUUGCCUAAUGAUACUUGUCAUUGUAACAACAGUUAAUAAACAAUUCCCAGGUUUGCAGGCAACCAGACCUACUGCAUUAUAAUGAAAAAUGCCUACAAUUUGCUUUUAAAUAUUGUUAUUAUUAUUAACCUACCCUUUCCAGCAUUAAUUUUCCAUGGAUUUCUGCAUUUCACUGUUUCCUUUCCGCUCCCCUUCCUGCCCUUGCUCUCCCAUUAAGCUCAAAACAGUGACAUGUGUGCUCAUUCACUAACUGUACACAAGUGCUACUGUACUAUCGCAAUGUGUUAUAAAUAGCACAGAUUGAGGAGUACAGUUCAUUCUGAAAAACUAUCUUUAGAGAUGACCUUUGAAACUCUUAACUGUUUCUUUCCUGUUUUUCACAGCAUGCUCUGGAUUGUGAUGCUCUUAAUUUGGUGCAGUUUAUUAAUUACAAAAGAGCGUAAAGGCUAAGGAGUAAGCACAGGAUUUGAACAAUGAAGUGGAUAAUUAAAAUGGAUUAAUGAGGUGGAUAAAAUAAAGGGAUUGAGGCCAAAUGGAGCACAAAUUUUCUAAACAUUGGCCCUGAAACUCUUAUCAUCCAAAGGCACAUUCCUCUUUCCAGCUAGAUGUCUGUUUCUUAUUCAGAAAUGUCAGUCAUCUUUCAUGCCAGGUUUAUUAAUAUGGUCCCAGGAGAGCUGAGCAUCAUCUAGUGUCUACUUCUGUGGCCCUAAGUUCCCCAGCUGCUUUGCUUUCAACUCUGCACCUGUUUGCACUAAUAAGUCAAAAACCACCCCAAAAGCAGGUCGCAGAUUAUACUAAUCCUGUGUGUCUGCAAGGCAGUGAAAUGGUUUCAAGUAAACAGGGAGAAAGAUGGGGGAAGAGAAGGGCUUGGCUCGGAUUGUGAAGCAGUAAAUCCUGCCUAAUCCAUCUGUAAUGCUCCUUGACCAAUGCCAUUCACGUGCAAGGACUCCUCUAUGGGAAUGUUUGGGGCUCAAAAUAUCCUAAAAUGUCUGGUGGAGUUGUGCCUGUCAAUGCGUGGGUUUUAUUUCCCCCUCCUUCCUUCCAAGCUUCAGUGAUUCCACCUCAGAUUUAUCCAAGAGAGCCGUGCAGGCUCCUCCGGGGUGGAGGUGUGACCCAGCACCGUGCCAGCCGUGUGACCAGCACGCGUUUAUCGCUGCAAUUGCUUACGUGUAUUGGAUACACAUCGUCUCUCUGGGGCCUCGGCUGCCCCGCCGCUUCCAGAAUAUUCCGCGUUGUGUUGCGGAGGGCGGCAGGAGGCUGCAGCAGCCGGACAAACGCGUGUUGCCGCGUGGCCUUUCUUCCUACCUCGCCUUUGCCGCAGCAGCACCGCCCGGCCCGCUGCGGACUGAACAGCGGCGUAAAGCGGCUCGUACCUAAGGAAUGACGGGGAGCGUUAUUUUUUAUUUUGCCAUUUUUGGCGUGACUUCGGGCGGAGUCUCGUUACGCGGCACGGGCCGCCUCAGGCGGGCGCUCGGCACGGGCCGUGCCUGCCCCCUGGCGGCGCCUGCGCGUCCCGCCGGGCCCGCACCCCGCCGUGCCCUGCACAGCCGCGCCGAUAGGAAAUCCUGCCAGCUCUUCCUGCUGCCCGCCCCGCUCUCCUUGCACAUUGACCCGCGUCCUCCGCCUCUGAGGGAGACUUCCCUGCCGUCCUCCAGCCCGCCGUGAGCCUCGCUGCCGCGCCGCUGUGCCGUGCCCGCCCUGACGCCUGCUCAGUGCUGGUGACACGCGGUGACAGCUGCCAUGGAAGUGCUCGCAGCUGAGCCGUCACCCUGACACAGCUGCGGCCAGAGCAGCAGCUCCCACCAGACCAUGUCCCUGCACACUUGGACGCACACCUGCAACCGGUGAGGUUUCCAGAGAGUUUUGCUCUCCUCUAUAAACUUCCAGCCCUCUGCAGUUGCCUCUGCCCUCUUCAACCUCUCCUUUUGCUUUUUUUCCCCCCUCCCUUCUGGAACCUUCAUUCUCCGCUGCCGCAGAUGGUUGUUAGCCCAGGCCUUGCUCCCUCCUGCCGCUCACAGGGCAGUCGGUGUCGGCAGGUGGUGGAUUAAAGCUUUCACUAAUUUCUGUGUAUCUUCUUGUCUUUUCCUUAAGUAUUAUCUCAGCCCCUGCAUAUUCCACUCUGAAAAUCCAUGAAAGCACGGGGAUUCGAGACUCAUGACAAAUGUGACGGCUGGUUAUAAUACCCAGUUAAACAGCCUUCCACACAGUUGCAGUUGUAGUGCGAUAUCAAGCCCAGUAAGGAAGGAUUUACUGUGUUGGCCAUUUCCGUAUUCAAGGCGUUUCUCAAUGAGCUGUAACGUUUCAGGUUGUUCGAGCGCUGUCCGCUCUGUUCUCAUCGCUCCGUGCGCAGGGCAGGCCCUGCCGCGCCGGGGGGUGGGAGCCAUCGGCGGCUCGGCCGUCGGCUUCGCGCCCUCCGCUCGCGGGCUCGGUGGGAUCGGCGCUCGCUCGGCCGCCGCCAGGGCUGGGCGAGGGGAGAGGCAAGAUGGCGGACAAGGCGCCCGGCGGCUCGCAGAAACCCGCCGGGAAGGUCAGAGGGCCAGAUGCAGUACAUACCACUGGAUCUGCUGAUUCACAUCCUCUAAUGGAAAGUAAACUUAAAGCAUUCAGUAUUGGCAAAAUGAGUGCUGCCAAACGGACUCUGAGCAAGAAAGAGCAAGAAGAAUUAAAAAAGAAGGAGGAUGAGAAGGCUGCUGCAGAAAUUUAUGAAGAAUUCCUUGCUGCCUUUGAAGGAGGUGAUGGUAAUAAAGUGAAAACAUUUGUAAGAGGAGGAAUCGUAAAUGCAUCUAAAGAGGAGCAUGAAACAGAUGAAAAACGGGGUAAAAUCUAUAAGCCUUCAUCACGAUUCUCAGAUCAAAAAAAUCAACCAAGUCAGCCAUCUAAUGAGAAACCUCCAUCCCUCCUAAUGAUAGAAACCAAAAAGCCUACCCUCCCCAAAAACAAAAACAAACAAACAACUUUGCCUGGGCCUUUGAAGAAAGGAGAGAAGGAAAAGAAAAAGAGUAAUUUGGAACUUUUUAAAGAAGAAUUAAAGCAAAUCCAAGAGGAGCGUGAUGAAAGGCACAAAACAAAAGGUAGAUUGAGUCGUUUUGAACCACCCCAGUCUGAUUCAGAUGGGCAGCGGCGUUCAAUGGAUGCUCCUUCAAGAAGAAACAGAUCAUCUGUACUGGAUGAUUAUGCACCCGGGUCGCAUGAUGUUGGAGAUCCAAGCACAACAAAUUUGUAUCUGGGAAACAUCAAUCCUCAGAUGAAUGAAGAGAUGUUAUGUCAAGAAUUUGGCCGCUUUGGACCAUUAGCAAGUGUUAAAAUUAUGUGGCCAAGAACUGAUGAAGAAAGAGCAAGAGAAAGAAAUUGUGGCUUUGUUGCCUUUAUGAACAGAAGAGAUGCAGAAAGAGCAUUGAAGAAUUUAAAUGGCAAGAUGAUUAUGUCUUUUGAAAUGAAGCUGGGCUGGGGCAAAGCUGUUCCUAUACCACCACAUCCAAUCUACAUUCCGCCUUCCAUGAUGGAGCACACCCUGCCGCCGCCCCCCUCAGGACUGCCUUUCAAUGCCCAGCCUAGGGAGAGGUUGAAGAAUCCUAAUGCUCCAAUGUUGCCACCACCAAAAAACAAGGAAGAUUUUGAGAAGACUCUGUCGCAAGCCAUAGUCAAAGUGGUUAUCCCAACAGAAAGGAAUUUGCUCGCUUUGAUACAUCGAAUGAUAGAGUUUGUGGUUCGGGAAGGGCCCAUGUUCGAAGCCAUGAUCAUGAACCGAGAAAUCAACAACCCAAUGUUCAGGUUUUUAUUUGAAAACCAGACUCCAGCCCAUGUGUAUUAUAGAUGGAAGCUUUAUUCAAUUCUUCAGGGGGAUGCUCCAACCAAGUGGAGGACGGAAGAUUUCCGUAUGUUCAAAAAUGGAUCCUUCUGGAGGCCACCACCAUUGAAUCCAUACUUGCAUGGGAUGUCAGAAGAGCAAGAAACGGAAGCGUUUGUGGAGGAGCCGAACAAGAAGGGUGCACUUAAGGAAGAACAGAGGGACAAACUAGAGGAAAUUCUACGUGGGUUAACACCUCGGAAGAACGACAUUGGUGAUGCAAUGGUUUUCUGUCUAAAUAAUGCAGAAGCUGCUGAAGAAAUUGUGGACUGCAUUACAGAGUCAUUGUCCAUCCUCAAGACUCCUCUUCCUAAGAAGAUUGCAAGAUUGUAUCUAGUGUCAGAUGUGUUAUACAACUCUUCAGCUAAAGUUGCCAAUGCUUCCUACUAUAGAAAAUUUUUUGAAACAAAAUUAUGUCAGAUAUUCUCUGAUCUCAAUGCUACUUACCGUACAAUACAAGGCCAUUUACAGUCUGAAAAUUUCAAGCAACGGGUGAUGACAUGCUUCCGAGCAUGGGAAGACUGGGCAAUCUAUCCAGAACCAUUUCUGAUCAAACUACAGAAUAUUUUCUUGGGGCUUGUAAAUAUCAUGGAAGAUAAAGAAACAGAGGAAGUACCAGAUGAUCUUGAUGGUGCUCCCAUUGAGGAAGAGCUCGAUGGUGCUCCACUAGAAGAUGUGGAUGGAAUUCCUAUUGAUGCUGCUCCUAUUGACGAUCUGGAUGGAGUCCCAAUUAAAUCACUGGAUGAUGAUCUUGAUGGAGUUCCUUUGGAUACAACUGAAGACUCAAAAAAGAAUGAGCCUAUAUUUAAAGUUGCCCCUUCAAAGUGGGAAGCAGUGGAUGAAUCGGAACUGGAAGCUCAAGCCGUUACUACUUCUAAGUGGGAGCUUUUUGACCAACAUGAAGAAUCUGAGGAGGAGGAAAUUCAAAAUCAAGAAGAAGAAAGUGAAGAUGAAGAAGACACACAGAGUUCUAAGUCAGAAGAACAACACAUGUAUUCCAAUCCUAUUAAAGAGGAAAUGCCUGAAUCCAAGUCAUCAGUCAAAUACUCAGAAAUGAGUGAAGAAAAGCGUGCCAAACUCAGAGAGAUAGAGCUUAAGGUGAUGAAGUUUCAGGAUGAGUUAGAGUCUGGGAAAAGACCCAAGAAGCCAGGCCAGAGUUUUCAGGAACAGGUUGAACACUAUAGAGACAAGCUGCUCCAGAGGGAAAAAGAAAAAGAGAUGGAAAGAGAACGGGAUAGAGACAAAAAGGACAAGGAAAAGUCUGAGACCAGGUCCAAAGAUAAGAAGGAAAAAGAGGAAUGUACACCAACACGAAAAGAGAGGAAAAGGCGGCACAGCGCUUCCCCCAGCCCGUCCCGCAGCAGCGGCAGCCGCCGGGCCAAGUCGCCCUCGCCCAAAUCCGAGCGCUCCGAGCGCUCCCACAAAGAGAGCUCCCGCUCCCGCUCCUCACACAAAGAUUCUCCCAGAGAUGUCAGUAAAAAAGGCAAAAGGUCGCCAUCUGGCUCCAGGACACCCAAAAGAUCAAGAAGAUCACGAUCCAGAUCCCCUAAAAAGUCAGGGAAAAAAUCCAGGUCUCAGUCCCGUUCUCCUCACAGAUCUCACAAGAAGUCAAAGAAAAGCAAACACUGACAAUGUUAAUAUUUUUUAUGAUGCUGUCACUUACUGGAAAUGCGGUUUUGUUUUGUGCCUGAACAGUCUGUUUAAAAACAAAAAAGCAUUCCUGAUUAUUUUUUUUUUUGUGAAUGCACGUGUAUACUCAUGAGUAUCGGCAUCUGUAGACCUGUCAUUGUUUUAUAUUGUACAAAAUAUCUUCAUUGUGACUAUUUCCCAAAAGAAACAUUUUUGUGUUUAGAAGUUUCAUCAGAAAUGUGUGUAACUGAUCUGCUGGCAGUAGUGAUAUUUUGUUUUUAGAAUGUUGUGACAUAGCAGAAAUAACCCAAAUGUUCCCCCUUUUUGUAGCUUUGACAAUUUGAAUUAGAUUUCAAAUAAAAUCUGAACAGAAAAUGAA